AUGCUCCGACUUGCAGUGUCCCAUAUGGGUAGGCUCUCCACCCGCCCCAUUGUGGAGCCAACCUUGAUUCGUGCUCUCAAUCGACAAUUUAGCUCAUUUACUCUUUUAAAGCCCCAAGGAAUUUCAAGAUCCCCUGUGGUUGGGUCAAGAUCCACUACAGCGAUGAGUAGAGUCUCUGUAUCACAAAGUAUAGCUGUACGUUAUGCUACGUACGGUCAAGAAUACAAUCCCAGCACAUUGGUUCGUAAACGCCGAUUUGGGUUUUUAAAGCGAUUGAAGACGUUGGGAGGUCGCAAGAUUCUGUUUCGGAGAAUGCUCAAGGGUCGUCGGAGACUUACUCACUAG
Molecule: messenger RNA, 345 nt
Organism: Batrachochytrium dendrobatidis JAM81
Lineage: Eukaryota; Fungi; Chytridiomycota; Chytridiomycetes; Rhizophydiales
Exons: 3
Coding region: 1-345 (114 amino acids)
Biological process (GO): translation
Cellular component (GO): mitochondrial large ribosomal subunit; ribosome
Molecular function (GO): structural constituent of ribosome
Source: RefSeq, a predicted model, not a curated record